CGUUUUAUAUAUGCUUUAUUCCUUUCUUUAAGAGCAUUCAGAUAAGCAUUAAUAUCAUGUGUAUAGUUCGCUUUAUUCUUCAAGAAGCUCACUUUGGUAUUUGGUUCUCUCUUCUGCUCUCUUUUUAUUUUAUUAAGUGGUUAUCUUCAGAUUAACGUGUCUGUAAAGGUGUUUUUCCCAGCUUUGGGCAGGAAUCUUUAAACGGAGAAAAUCACUUCUAAAACUCCAAUCAUGAAGAACCUUGCAAAACACCUAGAAUGUCCUAUAUAUAACCUAUUAUUAUUUGCCUCUAAUGCUCCUUAACCUACGCUAGCUCCUCUAGCCACCUGCUGGUACAAGUUUUGCCUAUAAAUUAAGAGAAGAAAGCUCCUAAUUUCUUUGAUUUGUACGCAACCAGCAGAAAAAAUUACACACUAUUCGGAGCCCUGAUCCAGAGCAUGCAGGUGAUUAUAAAUAUUAACCCUAAUCGGCAGGAACAUUCAAACAAGAGGGAUGCUGGUCAUGUGUUGCCAAGACAUCAUGAUCAGGAGCCAAAAAAGAGUUUUGUUGGGUGGGAUCAAGAGUACAGCAGUAGUACUACUAAAGAUCAGGGUAAAAACAAUAUGGGCAGCGAGAUGAAGAGCAUGCGCAAGCCUGGAGAAGAAAGCCUAGUAGUAAAGCAGGAAUAUUUAAGCGACAACGUCGUCGAAAGAGACACAAAACCCAAGCCUGUUGUGGAUAAUCCUACUGGGUAUGAUCCUUUUCUGUCGUCAAAAGGGGAGAGUACUGAUGUUCUCGGGGGAGGAGACAGCAACCAAGAUGAUCUGUUGUCAAAAGAGAAGAAAAAAGGUGGCAGAAGUACUCCAUAUUCUGACCCUUCAAAAAAUGUCGUGGACGGCGUUGCACGGACAAGUUCUCCACUUGAAAAGGAGAAGAAAGACACUCCCAAAAUUAUGACUGCAACUCGUUUAGGCCCUGGGGUCGAGCCAGAAAAUGUAGCAGCCCCGACUUACUCGCGUGGUACUCGACCAGUUGUACCUCAAACGACUCAAAGUCACUCUGAAAAUAAGACCGUCAUCGAGAGCUUUCCACCAGCAAUUCCAUCUUAUGAAAAGGAAAAGAAAGGGAUGACGGCGCCGGCCAUGCGCGCUCCUCGGAACGCAACUAUGUUAUCAAACGAAAAGUCGAAAGACAAUGCAGGGAAAAUCCAAAAUACCGAUCCUCCAAAGACGACUGCAACUCAUGUAGGUGUCCAGUCAAAAAAUGAAUCAGUGACGACGAGUAGAUCAACGUCGAAUCAGCCUCAGUAUGGUUAUCAAAAUACGCCCUUCGAGAGCAUCCCACAAACUCCAUCGUUUGAAAAGGAAAAGAAAGACGAUGGCGGGGGAACCCAAUAUUCCAACGCUUCAUCAAAAGCGAACGCAACUGAUCGUGUAGAGGCCGGCCGUUAUGUAGCCAACAAAGAUAUAGGGGUGCCACUAGUCCGCACUAACAAAGCUCGAGGGAAUAAUACAUCAACAACUACUGGACCGUAUCAAAAGCCAAAGAAAGGAGGCUGUUCCUGCUCCGUAUUAUAAGUCAAGAUCUGCAUGCGGAUCUAGGGGCCUGUGGAUCAUGUGGCCAAGCUGUUGCAUGCGGGAGGAGGCAAGUGGGUUAGUCGUGAUGUUUAUCGAACAUAAAAUGUAAAGAGCAGAGUGCAAAUCCGGAGGCAUGAAUGUAAGACAUGCGCAGAUUCUGUUUCUGCUGCUGCUUAUUUCAUAAUCUGACCGAUAAUGAAUAUUCUUAGUUCGGAGUUUUGAUCAGGGUGCUUGUUUAAUUUGUAAUUGAUCUGGAUAAAUAGCUGAAAGUUU
Messenger RNA from Juglans microcarpa x Juglans regia, 1829 nucleotides. RefSeq lists its product as uncharacterized. The transcript has 7 exons. The record is from RefSeq and is a predicted model, not a curated record. Lineage: Eukaryota; Viridiplantae; Streptophyta; Magnoliopsida; Fagales; Juglandaceae. Bases 438 to 1556 code for a protein of 372 amino acids.